AAACCUAUCGCGCGCGCGAAGAUAGUAGCACCGAUGGCGCCGUCUGCGUACCUACUCACAAACUGCGCCGCCUGCGCCGCCCCACUGGCCCACGACGCGCCACGAUGCGUGCGAUGCCGAUCCAGAUAUUGCGAUGCCACCUGCCAGCAGGACCACUGGCGCCGCGGCCACAAGCAGAUCUGUAAGAAAAUACACCGCGGCGGCGACGCGGAACGAUACCACGCCAACAAAAAAUAUAAGGAGGCCGUCGCGGUCGCGGUCGAGAAGUGCGCCGAGGACGCGAAAGGUCAGACGUGCUACAUAUGCACGAAGGGCGUCUUUCAGCGCACAAAUGAGGGCCUCGUGCGCAUGUGCGCGUGCCGCGGGACGGCGGGCUUUGCCCACGUGUCGUGCUUGGCGGAGCAGGCGAAGAUUUUGGUCGCGGAGGCGGUGGAGAACAAUUUGGAUGACAAGGUCUAUCAGGCGAGAUGGGACCGGUGGUCUACGUGUAGCCUGUGCGAGCAAGAGUACCGCGGCGUCGUUGCGCACGCGCUUGGAUGGGCGUGCUGGAAGACGUACUGCGACAAUGUAUUUGGGCGCGUUGCACUGAAUCGUCUCGCAACGAGUAUGAUGAAAGAUGAGCGGUGGGAAGAAGGACUUCUCGUGCACCAGUCACAGUUGGCGAAGCUUCGUACGGAGUUCCCUGUUAAUCAAGAAGGAGUCAUAGACGUCCUGAAUAAUCUGAAAGAGUGCUACGAGAAACUCGGCCGGACUGAUGCGGCUAUCGCCACCUCACGCGAGAUUUAUUGCGAGAAGGGACAAUUUUAUGGAAAUUCGCACAGAUCGACCUUAUUGGCUGCCGGGAAACUAGCAGCGGAUCUCGUACACCACAGGCAUUUGCACGAGGCCAAGGAGCUAUUGAGCAAUUUAUAUGACUUGCAGAAGGUCGGGGACGACGUUGAUGAAUUCCACUUGAAGGAAUUGUACGCGAUGACCCUCCACGAUUUCCACUUCUACGGCUAUGACGACUACCGCGAGGACCUGCGCAAGGCCCUGGAGAUCCUCGAGGAGUUGGUCGAGACAUCGAUCCGCGUUCAUGGCGAGGACCAUGUCAUGACCGAGAGCUUGUGGGACCUUCUGUGGCAAGUACGUGACGAGCAGCUCGACUGGAGUAUCGAUGAUCUCACGCCGGAGACCCGUUUGGCGUACCAUUACGACGGUAAGUACGAGUACUCGGCCGACUCGGAGGAGGACGCCGACACGGCGGCGACGACCACUUCGUAUAUAUCAGAAACGAGCGAUUUUGAAAACGCGUAA
Messenger RNA from Pelagomonas calceolata, 1296 nucleotides. Lineage: Eukaryota; Pelagophyceae; Pelagomonadales; Pelagomonadaceae. The record is from the annotation of a GenBank genome assembly.